UCGAGCUCCCAACAAGAACAACACAGUUUUAAUCCCUCGCGCUAUUUUUGAUUUUUCUAUCGGGAAUCAUGGAAUGGAAAUGAGACGCAGACAAUUUCCUUUGAGAUUAGCUUAUGGCCUCACAAAAAACAAAAGCCAGGGUCAAACAUUAACCCAUUCCCUUAAUAUGACGAGCCUGACUCGUCAUGGCCGCGCCGGGACAAACGUGAAAUGACGAGUCCCACUCGUCAUGCAACUUGGCUACGCGUAUUGCCGUGUUUUGAUGUUUUCACGAUAGAUAGCGCCACGUAAAUCGACAGAUGUUGUAACUAGAAGUAGUAUGACCAACCUGUAUUGGUUUUGUACGGUAAUUUCCCCGAAUAUAGGGAAUUUUGUUAGUUUGAAAAUGUGGAAGAUUGGAAUAACCUCGAAACUUGCUCUCCGUUUAUUUUCUUGUUAUCAAUGAAUCACAACAACGAGAUGUAAGCUUAUUUUCGCUCUUUUUUCUUAUUUUGGUGCUAAUUGGUGCUUAGAUCUUAUUUGAGCAUAUGUUUUAAGAGUUUUUGUGCUGCUGGUUUGCAUGUUUUCUUGCCUGGUUGCAAUAAUAUGCGUAAGUACCCCAAGAGACGUAUUAGUGCUCGGGAAGUAACACGGCUAUUACUUGAAGACAGUGAAGAUGAUUUUGACACUCCUGAUUCCCCAGAUGACUUACAAGCAUGUGGUGAUGGUCCUUGGGUCCCUGAUAACCAUCAUCUCUCAGAUUCUCAGGAAUCAAGCAGUGAAUCAGACUGUGAUAACUCUAGGGAUGGUAAUAGUGAUCUGGAAAAUCUGGUCCCUGGUUCUAAUGACAAUGCUUCUGAUCCCACCUCCUCCACUGAUGUUUCUGAUCCUAAUAAUGGAUGUCAACCUACCACUAGUACUAAUGUUGAUCCAGUGCCUUCGACAUCAACUGUUGCAAACAAACCUACCCGCCCUCAAAAUUGCCAACCCCCACCGAAGAGAAACAAUGCACGUAAUCAAAAACGCAAAAACCCCUCCGAAGAAGAAUGAUCAACCUUCCAAAAAAAAUCCUAAUGCCUGGUGUUGGGAUGAUUCUUCAGCUAAGCACACUAUCAAUAAGCUUCCAUUCAUAGGUUUCUCUGGUGUAAGACCACCUCUUUUGAGGCAGCUUGGUGAUUCACCAACCCCAAUCCAAGUUUUUGAAUUGUUUACUGGCCUCCAUUCAUAGGUUUCUCUGGUGUAUGACCACCUCUUUUGAGGCAGCUUGGUGAUUCACCAACCCCAAUCCAAGUUUUUGAAUUGUUUACUGGCCCUGAGUUCUUUGAUAAACUUGCCAAGGAGACAAAUGCGUAUGCAGAAAAAUUUCUCAAUAAUCCCAAUGCUGUUCUAAAACCACUUCAUGAGGGGUGGUUCCCCACAACCUCUGAUGAGAUGAAAGCUUAUAUGAC
Messenger RNA from Bemisia tabaci, 1427 nucleotides. Lineage: Eukaryota; Metazoa; Arthropoda; Insecta; Hemiptera; Aleyrodidae. The record is from RefSeq and is a predicted model, not a curated record.